UAGGAGACAUCUGAAAUUUAACUAUGAUCAGAAAUUCAAGUUACACAAACUUUGUUUGCUGUGCUGUUUGUAACAAAAUAAUUCCACCAUCCCCUUUGGGAAAAACCUUCAAACGGAUCCAUGAAUACAAGCCAUUUAAGACACGCUUUUACACUCACAGAGAUAUACUGGAUAUUGGGGCAAAUAUUCUGAAAAAAGAAGAGCAAUUUCAAGAGGCUGUACUCAAAGAACGUAUUGCAAAAGCAGAAGCUGAAGUAUGGGCUCAGGCUUAUGAACUCCAGAAACAAGUAGUGGAGAAAGCACUUGAAGAAGCAAAUGACAGACACAAUAUUGAAAUUCAGAUUUUGAAAGAGGAACAUCAAAGAGAUUUGCAGGAAAUGGCAGAUAAAACUAAGAAAGAGAUGUAUCAAAACAUGGAUGACGAAAUGAAGAGGGAACAUUUGGCUGCAGAACAACGCAUGGUCCAUAGAAUCCAGAGAAUUAUGAUGGAGUGCCACAGAGAGAAGGUGGAGGCUGUGAAGAAUGCCAGGGCUGAAGAAAGAAAGAUUGCCCAGGAAGAACUCCAGGCCCAGAAAAGCAAGGUGAGGGAGAUACUUUUGAACACCGGAAUUAUGGUUUCUAAGGAUCAGAAGGAAAAUGUGGACCAACUAUUAAAGGCAAAAGAACAUGAAAUGAACAUCUACUAUGGCAUGGCUCAAAGGCAGAGGCAAGAAGAGAUCCAGGAAGUACUCCAAGAAGCAGAGAAAACCCAUCAGGCCACGCUUGACAAUAUGAUGGAUAAACUGGUUAACACCCAGGGGGAGCUGCUGUCCAUAGCAAAACAACUGGGAAUCAUGACAAACUGGAAAGAUUUCCUGGAGGAGGAAUUACAGGAAACCAGGGCAGCAUUUCAAAAAUACAUCAAUUAUACUUUCCCUAAGCUUUCACCAGGACAUGCCGAUUUCAUUCUGCCAGAAAGAAAGAAAACACCUUCCAAUCUUGUUACUAAGGAGAAUGAAACAACUUUUGACUAGAAAUCUUCAACUGAAAUUUCACUACAAAAGACAUCAUUCUCAAGACUAAAUAAAUGUACUCAAAAGCCAUUUAUUGAUCCCUAGUCUUGUAAGGGUACUAUUGGGCUGGAAGAAUUUUAAUGGAAAACCAAAAUCUCAUAAAGCUCAUUCUAGGUUGCAGUGAGCAACAAGUCCAAUCGAGAAAACAGUGAGAGGGGGCAAACUGGUUAGGAGGGGAAAAGUUUUCUUGGCAGAAGUCUAAACACAUGUCUGUGUCAGUCUUUAUUCAUCCUGCAUCAGACAUGUAACUGUUUCAGUACUUACUGCUGUUGAAAACAAGUAAAAGGACGUGUUUUUAGAUUGUUCCCAUUGUGGAGAGGUGUGCUAAUUUUCAGUAGAGGGAUUAUUAUUUGGUAAACUGCAGUCACAUUGUAGAAAAAAAGCAAUUUCCCUCAAAUUCAGUAGGAUAAAAUUUAAAUUCUGGGAUUACUAUAUAAAAUAAUUCAGAAAGGACUCAAUUAUAUUUGCCAGUUAUGAAAGAAAGAUAUGUAUUUAGAGGCCAGACCCCCUACCUCCAGGGAUGGGAAACCCAGGAGUGCCUUGAAUUCAUCUCCUUUGGACCAAAAGGCAGAAAACCUUUCAGUAUCAUAAUGCUCAGGACCAACCCAGGUCAACAUUUACUAAAUUAAAAUGGAAGAAAACCCAAGCCAUAAAGACUUCUCCAAAAUCUAUCCACUGUAAAGUAACAUCCUUGAGUUAUU
Molecule: messenger RNA, 1753 nt
Organism: Lemur catta (Ring-tailed lemur)
Lineage: Eukaryota; Metazoa; Chordata; Mammalia; Primates; Lemuridae
Gene: C2H6orf163
Product: chromosome 2 C6orf163 homolog
Exons: 5
Coding region: 24-1013 (329 amino acids)
Source: RefSeq, a predicted model, not a curated record